UUACUAUCUGAGUUAAUCUAAAAGGAUUGCUGAGAUUACAGCUUAUAUAUAGCAGACGAUAGACUGGUGAGUUCCCAGUGGCUAUAAUUUCUGAAUUACUGAUUGUCCAUCAUCAUCACUCAUGCAUUCAAGGUGUUACAUUCUGUUUGCUAGGAAAGCAGGCUUACCUGUACCAAAAGUCAUCUGUUAUGGAGAGCAUGCUGAUAGCCCUCAUGCGCCGGUUUCAAUCCUAAUGACGCGUGUUUCUGGCAAGGAGUUAGGUCAAGUCUAUAAUACACUCAGCGACGAAGAGAAAGAGGCGGUAUUUCGACAGCUUGAUCACUAUUUGACCAAGAGCACAAUCUGCUCUAUAGUGGGAACGCCUAUUAGAAGUAUUCGGGUACCCAAUCACCUUGUGUGUCUAUUCAAGUCAGAGCAAGAAUUCAACGAUUAUUUAAUGGGACCGGCCUGGUCGGGCGGAUUCCCGUCCGAAUCGGCCUAUCGCGAAGCAAUAAAUCAAGCUAAAAAGAUGGAGCUACCACAUCGCGUUGUCUUUAAACACGGCGAUUUGCAACACCACAAUAUUAUAAUCUACAAAGAACGCAUCACAGGCUUUCUAGACUGGGAAUCAGCAGGCUGGUAUCCUAAAUAUUGGGAAUUCACAACAGCGUUAAGAUUCACGCCCGAGGACUUCUGGUGGUAUCACUUCGUGAUUGAGCUCGGUGGAAAGUCUUUCAUAUUGGAAUAA
Aspergillus brunneoviolaceus CBS 621.78 is the source of this 727-nucleotide messenger RNA. Its product is annotated as kinase-like protein. The coding region runs from base 122 to 727 and encodes 201 amino acids. The transcript is spliced from 2 exons. NCBI's taxonomy places the organism in Eukaryota, Fungi, Ascomycota, Eurotiomycetes, Eurotiales, Aspergillaceae. The record is from RefSeq and is a predicted model, not a curated record.